This is a messenger RNA of Prionailurus viverrinus (fishing cat), 1985 nucleotides long. RefSeq names its product diacylglycerol O-acyltransferase 1 (gene DGAT1). The coding region runs from base 237 to 1718 and encodes 493 amino acids. Gene Ontology annotation, molecular function: diacylglycerol O-acyltransferase activity. The record is from RefSeq and is a predicted model, not a curated record. Gene Ontology annotation, biological process: triglyceride biosynthetic process. Gene Ontology annotation, cellular component: endoplasmic reticulum membrane. NCBI's taxonomy places the organism in Eukaryota, Metazoa, Chordata, Mammalia, Carnivora, Felidae. The transcript has 17 exons.
CGGGCGCGCGCCGCCGCGGCUGGCCAGUUAGAGGCUCCCGGAGAGCCCAGACCGUGGUCCUCGGGCUGCCCGGAGGGCGCGCGCUGAUUGGCGGCCCGGGCCUGCGCGCGGGCUACGGCGUCCGGCAGGGGGCGGUGGCGGCCGUUGGCCGAGAGUCCGGAGGCGGGGCCGCGGGCCUUGGGCGCUGCGAGCCCGGCGGGCCACGACUCGGCCGGGACGGGGUGCGGGCUGAGGCAAUGGGCGACCGCGGCGGCGCGGGCGGCUCCCGGCGCCGGAGGACGGGUUCACGGCCUUCGAGCCAGGGCGGCGGUGGGCCCACGGUGGCGGAAGAGGAGGUGCGGGACGUGGGCGCCGGGGGAGACGCGCCGGCGCCGACUCCGGCCCCGGACAAGGGCGAGGACGGAGACUCCGACGUGGGCAGCGGCCACUGGGAUCUGAGGUGCCACCGCCUGCAAGAUUCUUUGUUCAGCUCUGACAGUGGCUUUAGCAACUAUCGUGGGAUCCUGAACUGGUGUGUGGUGAUGCUGAUCUUGAGCAAUGCACGGUUAUUUUUAGAAAACCUCAUCAAGUAUGGCAUCUUGGUGGACCCCAUCCAGGUGGUGUCUCUGUUCCUGAAGGACCCCUACAGCUGGCCUGCCCUGUGCCUAGUUAUUGUGGCCAAUGUCUUUGCUGUGGCUGCAUUCCAGGUGGAGAAGCGCCUGGCAGUGGGUGCCUUGACGGAACAGGCAGGGUUGCUGCUGCACGUGGUCAACCUGGCCACCAUUCUCUGCUUCCCGGCUGCUGUGGCCUUGCUGCUUGAGUCCAUCACUCCAGUGGGCUCCGUGCUGGCUCUGAUGGUGUACACCAUCCUCUUCCUCAAGCUCUUCUCCUACCGGGACGUCAACCUGUGGUGCCGAGAGCGAAAAGCUAAGGCCAAAGCCAAGUCUGCUUCUGCAGGUAAGAAGGCCAACGGGGGAGCGGCCCCGCGCACCGUGAGCUACCCAGACAACCUGACCUACCGUGAUCUGUACUACUUCCUCUUUGCUCCUACUCUGUGCUACGAGCUCAACUUUCCCCGUUCUCCCCGCAUCCGAAAGCGCUUCCUGCUGCGGCGGCUCCUUGAGAUGCUGUUCUUGACUCAGCUGCAGGUGGGGCUGAUCCAGCAGUGGAUGGUCCCCACCAUCCAGAACUCCAUGAAGCCUUUCAAGGAUAUGGAUUAUUCACGCAUCGUCGAGCGCCUGCUGAAGCUGGCGGUCCCCAACCACCUCAUCUGGCUCAUCUUCUUCUACUGGUUCUUCCACUCCUGCAUGAACGCCGUGGCUGAGCUCAUGCAGUUUGGAGACCGGGAGUUCUACCGGGACUGGUGGAACUCUGAGUCCGUCACUUACUUCUGGCAGAACUGGAACAUCCCUGUGCACAAGUGGUGCCUCAGGCACUUCUACAAGCCCAUGCUUCGACGGGGCAGCAGCAAGUGGGUAGCCAGGAUGGGGGUGUUCUUUGCCUCGGCCUUCUUCCAUGAGUACCUGGUGAGCAUCCCCCUGCACAUGUUCCGCCUCUGGGCCUUCACAGGCAUGAUGGCUCAGAUACCCCUGGCAUGGAUAGUGAGCCGCUUCUUCCAGGGAAACUACGGCAACGCAGCUGUGUGGCUGACGCUCAUCAUUGGGCAGCCAGUGGCCGUGCUCAUGUAUGUCCACGACUACUACGUGCUCAACUACGAGGCCCCGGUGGUCGGGGCCUGAGCUGCUCCACAGCAGGUCCUCGCUGCCGACGGCCGGGGCCCAUCACCCACCUGUGUGCUAGGGAGGGGGCUCGGCUGUCCACUGCCUCCUCCCAGCCACGCCCCCCUCCCCCGGAAGGCCUCUCUGCCCUCAUGGGGCUCCUUCCUGCCCUGCUCAGGGAUGGCAGACCAGGCACAGGCCAGCGCUGGUGGGAAGUGCCAGUGCCCCAGGAAUCUGUGUGAUCCUGCCCAGGGGUCUGAGGAACUCAAUAAAGUACUGUCCAGAGUG